GAGAAUCAGAAAGGAGACAAACGUAUAAGAGAUAUCGCAUGUGAGAUUAAAUCACAUAUUGCUGUACGAGUUUGUACGAGUUAGUAGUCGACCGACAACUAUGAACAUCAGUUUUGAAGGAAAACGCAUUCUUGUGACUGGUGCAGGUCAAGGGAUUGGAAGAGAUUUAGCCCUUCGUCUUUCUAAAUAUAAAGGGCAGGUGUUUGCGCUUUCAAAAACGAAAGAACACUUGGAUAGUUUGAUAGCAGUCGAUCCGAAGAUUCAACCUAUCUGCGUCAAUCUUCGUGACUGGGAUGCGACUAAAAAAGCUGUUCAAAGUAUUCUACCAAUCGAUCUACUGGUCAACAAUGCUGCUGUCGCGUGCCUUUCACCGUUCUUGGACAUCACACCCGAAGAAUUUGAUCUAACCUUCGAUGUUAAUGUGAAGGCUGUAUUGAAUGUCUCCCUGGUUGUAGCCAAGAGCAUAAUCGAGCGCAAAAGCGGCGGCAACAUUGUAAAUAUAUCGUCGCAGGCCGCUCAAGCGGCAUUGAAGGAUCACACCAUUUAUUGCUCGUCAAAGGGAGCCCUCCACAUGUUGACAAAGGCAAUGGCCUUGGAAUUGGGUCCACAUAAUAUAAGAGUUAAUAGUGUUGGCCCUACAGUUGUUUUAACAGAAAUGGGAAAAUUAGGUUGGAGUGAUGCGCAGAAAGCACAAAGCAUGAUCAGCAAAAUUCCGCUCGGUCGAUUCGCUGAAAUCGACGAAGUGGUAGAUCCAGUUAUAUAUUUAUUGAGCGAUCGAAGUUCCAUGAUCAACGGUGCUUAUUUACCUAUUGACGGUGGUUUCUUAGCUGGAUAAGAAAUUUAGGAUCAUCCACUUUAAGGAAGGACUAGAAAUGUUUUUUUAUCACCAUUAAUAUAAAUACGUUAAUCCUUUAUUCCUAAAGCUCAAUAUUUAUAAAAAUUAAAGAUCUUAUGUCGACAAUAAUUUUGUUGCGGAUAAAAUGAUUCAUAUGCUUUUACAUAUAAAAGAACUAAUAAAGAUUAUUAUAAUAUAA
This is a messenger RNA of Monomorium pharaonis (pharaoh ant), 1034 nucleotides long. RefSeq names its product L-xylulose reductase. The transcript is spliced from 4 exons. The record is from RefSeq and is a predicted model, not a curated record. NCBI's taxonomy places the organism in Eukaryota, Metazoa, Arthropoda, Insecta, Hymenoptera, Formicidae. The coding region runs from base 101 to 835 and encodes 244 amino acids. Gene Ontology annotation, biological process: xylulose metabolic process; glucose metabolic process. Gene Ontology annotation, molecular function: carbonyl reductase (NADPH) activity; L-xylulose reductase (NADPH) activity.